CAUACUGCGCCACUGGUUGAUCAUCAUUAUCUGAAGUUAUAAUAAUACAUUUCCCGGACAGAAUUUUCACAGCUACAGGCAAGUAUAAUGGCCCAGACCGACAUGGAUUCCGGGGAGGAUGGAGGCGGCGGCGGGGAGCCCGAGGUGAUCGCUAAAGCCAGUGUCUUGGGAGGUUUUACCGAGGGCACUGAGAUUCGAGCCCUGAUCUCCAGCUUACCAGUUGUUCACGAGAACAUCGUGACAYUGGAGUCAGCCAUMGAGAGGUUUCUCGUGAUAAUGGACCGUUAUCAGGAGCAGCCCCAUCUUCUGGAUCCACAUCUGGAGUGGAUGUUGAACCUGCUGUUGGAGCUCAUCAGGAGUGAACAGUCUCNGCCUAGUCUUCCAUCCAGAAGGGAACAAAUCAAUUUUGGG
Messenger RNA from Salvelinus sp. IW2-2015, 411 nucleotides. RefSeq names its product tubulin-specific chaperone D. Gene Ontology annotation, cellular component: lateral plasma membrane. Gene Ontology annotation, biological process: microtubule cytoskeleton organization; bicellular tight junction assembly; tubulin complex assembly. Gene Ontology annotation, molecular function: GTPase activator activity; beta-tubulin binding. The record is from RefSeq and is a predicted model, not a curated record. NCBI's taxonomy places the organism in Eukaryota, Metazoa, Chordata, Actinopteri, Salmoniformes, Salmonidae.